Molecule: messenger RNA, 1560 nt
Organism: Exaiptasia diaphana
Lineage: Eukaryota; Metazoa; Cnidaria; Anthozoa; Actiniaria; Aiptasiidae
Product: ribosome biogenesis protein WDR12 homolog
Exons: 15
Coding region: 7-1335 (442 amino acids)
Biological process (GO): ribosome biogenesis
Cellular component (GO): preribosome, large subunit precursor
Molecular function (GO): protein binding
Source: RefSeq, a predicted model, not a curated record
UUCAAGAUGGCGGACGAAGGACAAAUUCAAGUUCGAUUUUUUACCCAACAGAAACGAUAUGCUAUUACAGACUCACCAUUUUCGAUUCCAGCYAAAUCCAGUCAAGAUGAAUUAAAUGCUCUUGUAAAUGGAUUACUCUCACAAAAUGAUGACGACACUGACGAAGACAUCACUCAAGAUGUGCAGUUUGACUUCCUCAUCAACAAUGAAUACUUACAAGACAAUAUACAAAAACAUAUGGAAAAUAAUAAAAUAUCAACGGAAAAUGUUGUAGAAAUUGAGUACAUAGUMAAACAUGAAGCACCACGACCAGACAACAUAUUGGUUCAUGAUGAUUGGGUUAGCUGUGUCUCUAGCUGUUCUAAUUGCAUAAUUUCAGGGAGUUAUGACAACAGUGUAAAUAUAUGGAAUUAUCAAGGUGACAUCUUAAACACAUAUGUAGGACACAGUGGUCCAGUGAAAGCAGUAGAAUGGAUAUCUAAAGAUGAAAAUAAAGGAGUUAUACUAAGUUCAUCACAAGACCAAUGUAUACGCUUAUCACAGUGGUCAUCUAUAAAUAAGACUAUCACUUGUGUGCAUGUGUGCAAAGGACACUCACAAAGUGUUGACUGUCUUGCAGUCGAUCCUUCUCUUACACGGUUUUGUAGUUGUUCGUGGGACAAGACAAUAAAGUUGUGGUCAGCAGUUCCAGACAUAGAAGCUUCUGAUGAACCAGAUAAUGAAGAUGGAGGAUUCAAAAAGAAACAGAAAAAUGAUAAYUUAAAUAGAAAACCAACUACACGAACACCUUUAAUGACUCUGUCUGGUCACACACAAGCAGUGUCGUCAGUGUUGUGGAUGGACAAGAUAWCAAUAUGUAGUGCAGGAUGGGAUCAUUGUAUUCGUGUCUGGGACAUGGUGGCUGGAAUAAAUAAACAAACCUUGACUGGUUCUAAAGUAUUCUGUAGUAUAGCAUACUCACCUUUAUCAAAAUGUCUGGCUUCUGGCAGUGCUGAUAAGUUUAUUAGACUUUGGGAUCCUAGAAUAAAAGAUGGUCAAGUCAUUAAAGGAACACUGACAUCUCACCAAGGAUGGGUCUCUUCAUUAGCAUGGUCRCCUAGCAAYGAGUUUGAAUUAGCUUCUGGUUCUUAUGAUAACACUGUAAAAUUAUGGGAUACAAGAAGUCCAUAUACACCCCUUUAUACUAUGACUGGACACCAAGAUAAAGUCAUGUGCAUUGACUGGACAAGAUCAAAGUAUGUGUUAAGUGGUGGUGCGGACAACCAGCUGAUCAUCUAUGAAGUGUCUGGAAAUACCUGGAAGGCACCUGAACUAAGUGAUGGAGACUCACAUUAGCCCAAGACAUAUCCAGGAAAUACUUUUAUAAACCUCAUUAAACCUGUCAUUUCCAUCCUUAGAAAGUUGAAAACACAUUUCUUGAUAGAAUAAAUCACAUCAAAACAAUAGAUUGAAACAAUUAACACUCCUAGAAGUUCAUUAUUUGUCAAAAUGCCAAUGUUAUUGCCAAAGAGAGACUCACUGUCCUAGUAUUUUAGAGAAUAAAAUCAUCUGUCAAUAUUA